Molecule: messenger RNA, 2227 nt
Organism: Balaenoptera acutorostrata (minke whale)
Lineage: Eukaryota; Metazoa; Chordata; Mammalia; Artiodactyla; Balaenopteridae
Gene: YY1
Product: YY1 transcription factor
Exons: 5
Coding region: 1-1239 (412 amino acids)
Biological process (GO): regulation of transcription by RNA polymerase II
Cellular component (GO): PcG protein complex; transcription regulator complex
Molecular function (GO): DNA-binding transcription factor activity, RNA polymerase II-specific; RNA polymerase II cis-regulatory region sequence-specific DNA binding
Source: RefSeq, a predicted model, not a curated record
AUGGCCUCGGGCGACACCCUCUACAUCGCCACGGACGGCUCGGAGAUGCCGGCCGAGAUCGUGGAGCUGCACGAGAUCGAGGUGGAGACCAUUCCGGUGGAGACCAUCGAGACCACGGUGGUGGGCGAGGAGGAGGAGGAGGACGACGACGACGAGGACGGUGGCGGCGGCGACCACGGCGGCGGGGGCGGCCACGGGCACGCGGGCGGCCACCACCACCACCACCACCACCAUCACCACCCGCCCAUGAUCGCGCUGCAGCCGCUCGUCACCGACGACCCGACCCAGGUGCACCACCACCAGGAGGUGAUCCUGGUGCAGACGCGCGAGGAGGUGGUGGGCGGCGACGACUCGGACGGGCUGCGCGCCGAGGACGGCUUCGAGGACCAGAUCCUCAUCCCUGUGCCCGCGCCGGCCGGCGGCGACGACGAUUACAUUGAGCAGACGCUGGUCACCGUGGCGGCGGCGGGCAAGAGCGGCGGCGGCGGCUCGUCGUCGUCGGGCGGCGGCCGCGUCAAGAAGGGCGGCGGCAAGAAGAGCGGCAAGAAGGGCUACCUCGGCGGCGGGGCCGGGGCGGCGGGCGGCGCGGACGCGGGCAACAAGAAGUGGGAGCAGAAGCAGGUGCAGAUCAAGACCUUGGAGGGCGAGUUCUCGGUCACCAUGUGGUCCUCAGAUGAAAAAAAAGAUAUUGACCAUGAGACGGUGGUUGAAGAACAGAUCAUUGGAGAGAACUCACCUCCCGAUUAUUCAGAGUAUAUGACAGGAAAGAAACUUCCUCCUGGAGGGAUACCUGGCAUUGAUCUCUCAGAUCCCAAACAACUAGCAGAAUUUGCUAGAAUGAAGCCAAGAAAAAUUAAAGAAGAUGAUGCUCCAAGAACAAUAGCUUGCCCUCAUAAAGGCUGCACAAAGAUGUUCAGGGAUAACUCUGCCAUGAGGAAACAUCUGCACACCCACGGCCCCAGAGUCCACGUCUGUGCAGAGUGUGGCAAAGCUUUUGUUGAGAGCUCAAAACUAAAACGACACCAACUGGUUCAUACUGGAGAGAAGCCCUUUCAGUGCACGUUCGAAGGCUGCGGGAAACGCUUUUCACUGGACUUCAAUUUGCGCACACAUGUGCGAAUCCAUACCGGAGACAGGCCCUAUGUGUGCCCCUUCGACGGUUGUAAUAAGAAGUUUGCUCAGUCGACUAACCUGAAAUCUCACAUCUUAACACAUGCUAAGGCCAAAAACAACCAGUGAGAAGAAGAGAGAGAAGACCCUUCUCAGCCUCGGGAAGCAUCUUCCAGGAGUGUGAUUGGGAAUAAAUAUGCCUCUCCUUUGUAUAUUGUUUCUAGAAAAGAAUUUUAAAAAUGAAUCCUACAUACCCAAGGGACAUGUUUUGAUAAAGUAGUAAAAAUUUAAAAAAAAAACUUUAAUAAGAUGACAUUGCUAAGAUGCUCUAUCUUGCUCUGUAAUCUCGUUUCAAAAACACGGUGUUUUUGUAAAGUGUGGUCCCAACAGGAGGACAAUUCAUGAACUUCGCAUCAAAAGACAAUUCUUUAUACAACAGUGCUAAAAAUGGGACUUCUUUUCACACUCUUAUAAAUAUGAAGCUCACCUGUUGCUUACAAUUUUUUUAAUUUUGUAUUUUCCAAGUGUGCAUAUUGUACACUUUUUGGGGAUAUGCUUAGUAAUGCUAUGUGUGAUUUUUCUGGAGGUUGAUAACUUUGCUUGCAGUAGAUUUUCUUUAAAAGAAUGGGCAGUUACAUGCAUACUUCAAAAGUAUUUUCCUGUAAAAAAAAAAGUUAUAUAGGUUUUGUUUGCUAUCUUAAUUUUGGUUGUAUUCUUUGAUGUUAACACAUUUUGUAUAAUUGUAUCGUAUAGCUGUAUUGAAUCAUGUAGUAUCAAAAUAUUAGAUGUGAUUUAAUAGUGUUAAUCAAUUUAAACCCAUUUUAGUCACUUUUUUUUUCCGAAAAAUACUGCCAGAUGCUGAUGUUCAGUGUAAUUUCUUUGCCUGUUCAGUUACAGAAAGUGGUGCUCAGUCGUAGAAUGUAUUGUACCUUUUAACACCUGAUGUGUACAUCCCGUGUAACAGAAAGGGCAACAAUAAAAUAGCAAUCCUACAGAAAGAAUAUGGCAGAAAAAGAUCUGUAAGCACAGUCUUAUUUCCUUUUGUUGUCCAGAAUAAUUAUAAUUCUUGAGCCUCCCAGAAAUUGGAAGUUAAAUAAAGCAACUCAAGUUUCCUUUA